This is a messenger RNA of Lasiodiplodia theobromae, 2376 nucleotides long. RefSeq names its product Carbohydrate-binding protein. The record is from RefSeq and is a predicted model, not a curated record. The coding region runs from base 1 to 2376 and encodes 791 amino acids. The transcript has a single exon. NCBI's taxonomy places the organism in Eukaryota, Fungi, Ascomycota, Dothideomycetes, Botryosphaeriales, Botryosphaeriaceae.
AUGCGGUCCUUCAUCGUUCUUCCUGCGCUCGCCGCGCUGGGUGCUUCCCAAUCCACCACCACGGACAUUCCGGCCGAUGUCAACCCGACUCCGGAUGCCCUCGACUUGGAUUUCCUGAGGGGCGCCGCCGUCCCGACCUAUACCACGGUCGAGGGCGUUUCCUCUCAGGAGGUUCCCUACGCCACGGCCACUGCCAUUGCGGCUGUCGAGUCUGACUUGAGCGAGACUCCUCUCUCAGUCUUCCCGGCCGUCACUACCGUUGCCAUCAACGCUGCGGGCGAGAGCGAGGCCACUGCCACGGCCACUGCCACUGCCGACAAGCGUGGCGUCGAAGUAUUUGAGAAGCGCACUGCUUGUGCUCCUCAGGCCACCAUCUCCAACUACUACGACAUCGAUGUGUCGACCUACGACAAGUUCAAGGCCGACGCCAAGAUUGCCUCUGUGGCCAACGCUGCCGCCACGCCGCAGGGCUACUUCCAGAACUUCAAGAACAACGAUGGCGCCAACAGUGCCUACGCCUACCUUGGCUACACUGUUCUCGACACUGGCUACGAUGUGGCCGCCUGUGCUAAGACUUGCACGGACAAGGACGGAUGUCUUUCUUUCAACAUCUACUUCGAGCGUGAUCCUACCGUCGAGCCGGGUGAUGGCUGCGAGGACCCCGAGGCCUUCGCCAACAUCAAGUGCUCCUUCUGGGGUAGCGCUCUCGACACGACCACGGCCAACAACUAUGGACAGUGGCGCGCGGAUUUCCACGUCGGUAUCGCUGGUUCCAACGCCUACACUUCUUACGAGAUUGGCGGCCCCGUUGAUGGCUGGACCACCCCGCUCAGCCUUGACAAUGCUGCCCUCAAUGCUCCCCUGAGGGACUGCGCUGGUACCUGGACCUACAUGGGCUACAAGCUCUUCCAGGAUGGCCCCUUCGACCCUACUCUCUGCGCUGCCGCUUGUGACGCUCAGACCGAGUACAACAUCGCCCACCCGCCGUCCAGCGGCUACACGCCCCUGUGCGCUGGCUUCGGCACCUACCUCCUGACCAAGACCAACUCGACUGGCUCCUUCAUCCAGGGCCAGAUGUGCACAAUGUACACGUCUGCCUGGGACGUCGAGUACGCCGUCAACACUGCUUCGUACGACGACUCGAUCGGCGCCAAGUACACGUACAGCUACAGCUUCUUCUACUCCAAGUCUGAGCUGCAGCCCGUCUGCGACGCCGACCUCUCGUACCUCCAGAGCGAGGCCGCCGACUUCUGCACGUCGUACCUGGCCUACAGCGCCCCCGUGACGACCACGACGGCCGUCAUCACCCCCAGCGGCUUCACCACCAAGGUCACUACUGUUACCACCACCACUGUCAGUGUUGCUGGCACCGUCACCGGCGCCGCUGUCUGGAAGCGUGACGACGACUCCAUCACCACCAGCCUCGCCACGGCCACCGACUACACCACCGUCGCCAGCCUUGCUACCGACGAAGUCGCCGUCCUUGCCACCGUCACCGUCGCCCCCAUCCCCUCCAACGACACCCUCUCCUCGGCCAACGCCAUCGAGAAGCGCGCCGUCGCCACCCCCGCCUCCAUCUCCGGCUGGGCCGCUGCUAAGAUUUCCGCCGCCUGCUCGCGCGUCGCCACGGGCACCAAUGUCAUCACCGCCACCUCGACCGCACCCAUCCUGACCACCACCGUCGCGGCCACCGCCACCGCCUCGGUCGGCUCCUGCACGCUCCCCACGCAGCUGCCCGCCCUCUUCGCCUGGACCCCGCUCGUCGGCGCCUGGGACUCGACCAACGGCCAGCCCGCCUCCAACCCGUCCGGCGCGCACUACGCCCAAGCCUACACCGCGCAGCUGCCCUUCAGCGUCUGCGCCUUCGGUACUUGUUCUGAUGUGAUCAGCGUCGGCACCGACGGCUACGUGUCGUUCUCCGACGUCCAGCUGCACGCCUACUCCAACCUCGGCAACGGCAUCUACAUCUACCCCGGCGGCGCGCACGGCGUCUUCUACCGCGUCUCCGGCGCCGUCGGCUCGCGCCGCCUGACGCUGGCUUGGUACGGUGCGACGAUCUCCUGGGGCCACCAGAGCACGCAUGUUAGCCUCGAGUUCCGCGAGGACGAGAGCAAUGUCGUGUACUUCAAGUACUUUGACGUCACCCAGGACGCUCCCUGGGCCGACCGUGCCGACGUCUAUGUGCAGAAGGGCAGCACCGUCACGCGUGUUGCGGCGCAGGGCACCAAGAUCGAUACCGGUGCGCAGUACAAGGUCUCGACUUCGUCUGGCGGCUCUGUUUCGAUCGACAAGACUCUGCAUGAUCGCGUUGAGUGCUGCACUAAGCAGGGCUGGCACAGCUGCACUGAGUUCGGUGCGGAUGGCGCUGUUGCUUAA